Pimephales promelas (fathead minnow) is the source of this 2463-nucleotide messenger RNA. The record is from RefSeq and is a predicted model, not a curated record. Lineage: Eukaryota; Metazoa; Chordata; Actinopteri; Cypriniformes; Leuciscidae.
GAGGACAGUCCCUCCAAUAUUACACACAACCAUGUCGGAUGCCGACAGUUCCCUUUAUGUGGACGGCAACCUGGUCAGCAACCCGCUGGCCGACUGGGACACCAAGAAGCUGGUGUGGGUGCCGUCAGAGUGCCUGGGAUUCGAGCUGGGCUCUGUGAAGGAGGAGUACAGGGACGAGGUGGUUGUGGAGCUCGCCAACUCUGAAACGAAAGUGCGAAUCAACAAGGAUGACAUCCAGAAGAUGAAUCCGCCCAAGUUCAGUAAGGUGGAGGACAUGGUGGAGCUCCCCUAUCUGAACGAGGCAUCCGUGCUGCACAACCUCAAGGAGCGGUACUACUCCGGACUCAUAUAUACAUUCUCAGGUCUGUUCUGUGUGGUCAUCAACCCGUACAAGGACCUGCCCAUCUACUCAGAGACGAACAUCAAGAUGUACAAGGGCAAGAAACGACAUGAAAACCCGGCGCACAUCUACGCCAUCACUGAGAUGACCUACAGGAGUAUGAUGCAGGACCGUGUUAAUCAGUCCAUUCUCUGCAUGGGGGAAUCUGGUGCAGGAAAGACAGAAAACACCAAGAGGGUCAUUCAGUAUCUGGCCCACAUGGCCUCAUCUCAUAAGGUACUAACAUGCACCCUUUAGUAGACAGGGUACAGGAAAACAAAGGUAUAUACUUGGGGGCCUGAAUUUCGUUUUGGAGAGCUGGAGAAACAGCUGUUACAGGUGAACUCUAUCCUCGAACCUUUCGGCAAUGCCAAGACAGUGAUUAAUGACAACUCUUCUAGAUUCACCAAAUUCAUCAGAAUCAACUUUGACAUUAACGGAUACAUGAUUGGAACCCAUAUCAAAACCUUUCUAUUGGAAAUUUCUCGUGUGAUUCGUCAAGCUAAAGAAGAGAGGAACUUCCACAUGUUCUACUACAUGCUCACCGGCGCAGAAGACGAACUACGCUCUGAACUGUAUCUGGAGAGCUUCAAUAAAUACAAGUUCCUGUCCAAUCGAAACCUGGCGAUUCUGGGACAGAAGGACCAAGAUAUGUACAAGGAGACCAUGAAGUUAAUGAAUAUCAUGGGCUUCUCCAAGAGAGAACAGAACGGUCUGUUGAGGGUCAUGUCAUCUCUGCUACAGCUGGGUAACAUGUCUUUUGAGAAGAAGGGUAACUCAGAACAAGCCUCCAUGCCUGAUGACACCGCCGCACAGAAGGUGUGCCAUCUGAUGGGCAUGAACGUAACCAAUUUCACGCAUGCCAUCCUCUCACCCCGGAUUAAAGUGGGCCGUGAUCACGUGCAGAAGGCCCAGACGCAGGAGCAGGCCGAGUUCGCGGUGGAGGCUCUGGCCAAAGCCACGUACGUGAGGAUGUUUCGAUGGUUGGUGAUGCGCAUCAACAAAGCCCUGGAUAAGACCAAGCAUCAGGAUACCUUCAUCGGCAUCCUGGACAUCGCCGGCUUCGAGAUCUUUGAGCUGAACUCGUUCGAGCAGUUCUGCAUUAACUACACUAACGAGAAGCUCCAGCAACUGUUCAACCACACCAUGUUCAUCUUGGAGCAGGAGGAGUACCAACGCGAGGACAUAGAGUGGAAAUUUAUUGACUUCGGCCUUUGCCUGCAGCCCUGCAUCGACCUCAUCGAGAAAUCUAUGAAUCCUCCUGGAAUCUUGGCUCUCUUGGAUGAAGAGUGCCGUUUGCCUAAAUCUACGGGCAAGAGUUUUGUGGAGAAGAUCCAGCGCGAACAUCUCAACAUCCACAAACCCAAGAAAUUGAAGGACAAGGCCACUUUUUGCAUCAUCCAUUAUGCUGGAAAGAAAACCCGCAAGAGAAUGUUCCGCACAGUCGCACAGCUCCAUAAGGAGCAGCUGUCCAAACUCAUGGCCAUGCUCAGAGAGACCAAUCCCAACUUUGUCCGAUGCAUCAUCCCCAACCGCCAAAAAAAGGCUGAUAUGCUGGACCCUCUCCUAGUUCUAGAUCAGCUACGGUGUAAUGGUGUGCUGGAGGGCAUCCGUAUCUGCAAACAGGGAUUCCCCAACCGCAUUGUCUUCCAAGAGUUCAGACAGAGGUAUGAAAUCCUCACUCCCAAUGCUGUUCCCAAUGGCUUCAUGGAUGACAAACAGGCUUGUGUGCUGAUGAUCAAAGCCCUAGAGCUUGAUCCCAACCUGUACCGGAUCGGACGGAGCAAAGUGUUUCUCCGUGCUGAAGUAAUGGCUCAACUUGAGGCAAAGCGCAAUAAGAUGACUGCCAUCAUCACUUUCCAGGCCCGGUGUCGUGGAUACCUCUUCCGCAAGGCGAGUUCGAAAACACGAAAAAGGCUGAGAUGCAGUUUCAGGAGCUGCAGCUCAAAUAUGACGAGAGCGAGAGACAGCGCAUCGAACUGGCUGAGAGAGUUGACAAACUGCAGAAGUUACUUCAAGAGAAGACUCAGCAGGUACUGUCCCUAAAAACACAGCUGGAAGAGGAGGCUAAGAGGAACCUGGAG